Molecule: messenger RNA, 343 nt
Organism: Radiomyces spectabilis
Lineage: Eukaryota; Fungi; Mucoromycota; Mucoromycetes; Mucorales; Radiomycetaceae
Exons: 1
Coding region: 1-246 (81 amino acids)
Source: RefSeq, a predicted model, not a curated record
AUGACAAAGCCAUUGAUGUUUCUCCCUAUUCUCUUGCUGGCCGUUACUGCUGUUUCCAGCGAGUCUCUAAAAUGGUUCGGUGACCCACCCAUCUGCCCUGAAUUUCCAGAGUGUCCCCGUGGGAUGUAUCAAAUAUGCUCUGCCUCAAAGCAACAAGAAGCUGAUGAACGAUGCCCGCCUGAUCUUUGCCCAUCUUUUGGCGACAAUUGCGACUUUGGUGUGAAGACAUGUUGCUUCCAACCCUAAGCGGAUUGCUGACAAUAUAAGUUUGGAACGACCAAGGUCCAGGCUUUUUAUUUUACUCUCCUUAGCCAAUGCAUUGUGAUAAUAAACUGUGUAGGAG